AAUCAUUGAAAGAUGAUAUAGAGUUGAUAGUUCUGCAGUAUGUUGCAAUACCCCAGCGUAGAGCUACUUCGCGCUUUUAUGGAUUCCUUGACGCUAUUUACCGGGCAUCUAUCAACCUAAGAAGGUGUCUGGUCGGUAGAUGCACGUUGAAAUUUAUUCAUACGGACAUGAUACAUUGUGACCCAGAAAAUAUCGUUGUGUUAGCGAGCGCCCAAUUCGGCCUCUACGAGUACCUAUCUUCCUUACUUCCAAGACAACCUGUGGGGCCCGAGUUAAUAAGCUGCUACAUUUCUGCGUGGCUAAAGGAUAUAUCAAUUCAAGAUUCCGGAAUAGGGUCGCUAGACGUAUGGAAACGAGAGUUCAAAACCCUCGAAGUUCUUUUCAGCCAUGACACUUCGUCUCACUACGGGACAGCCCUUGACUGGGGGCCUGCAUUUCAUGCUAUGCUCCAAUCAUGGUGUAUUCAUAAUCCACCACAAUUGGCAGUCAUCGCAUUCUUGCUAUUUUACGGUGCAAAUCCAAGAUUCACUGUUGAGUUGAGCGAGAUGGAAAAUGGGUCCCCACUACGUGGGAAUUUUUACAAGUCUCACUUCAAUUCGGGAUUUUUAGCGCCUGAGUCAAGACGUGUAGCGGAGGAUAUACAUUUCAGAAAACUAGAUAACGAUGUAUACGUUGUGCCUGCUAGAGGGCAAAUCUCCCGUGUUAAUCGUCGCAGCAAUACUAUCGGCCUAGUGGAUUUGGCUUCAUUCUGGUUCUCAGAUCAGAGCCAUAUCUUAAAACCAGUCAUAAACUGGAUUAUGAAGCUGGCUGCACCCGUCGAACCGCGUCAUCGUUCGCGACUCCAAGAUAAAUUCGAGAAUCUUCGGCCAUUAUUCGAUCCAUAUCAUCCGGACUUCGUUGGCUGGGGCUUAGGCCAUGAAAAUAGGUCCAAUGUCAUUCUGUGGAAGAGGUACAAUAGACCACCCGAAGCAACGAUGGAAGUGGUAAGGACUCCACGGGAACUCACGGGAGACGAGAGAGCACGGAAAUAUAGAGCUAUACGAUUGCGACAACCAUAUGGACGACCCCAGAUAUUCCACGACCAGCCAUGAUAGAUAUGUGCGUGAAUCGAUGCGGCACUAUUAAGCGUAGUUUGGUGUUUUACCAACAUAGACGCAGCGAUGAUAUUAGGUCGCUUGCUUACCUAGGUACCCAUUGGAUUAAUAAAUAGCCCUUUCGCAGGUUACAUCAAUCCUAUUAAGGCUUUAGGUACUCUGGAGAACCCUUCAUCAUGUUUGCUAGAGGGAAGGGAACCCUACAUCCCAUCUUGUGCAAAACGACACAAGUCACUCACCUCCCAUUAUUAGACCGAAUGUGAUUCAGAGUAAAAACAA
This is a messenger RNA of Hypoxylon trugodes, 1373 nucleotides long. RefSeq lists its product as uncharacterized. The transcript has a single exon. The coding region runs from base 168 to 1091 and encodes 307 amino acids. The record is from RefSeq and is a predicted model, not a curated record. NCBI's taxonomy places the organism in Eukaryota, Fungi, Ascomycota, Sordariomycetes, Xylariales, Hypoxylaceae.